Daphnia pulicaria is the source of this 1133-nucleotide messenger RNA. It is a transcript of the gene Slbp, whose product is annotated as histone RNA hairpin-binding protein-like. Gene Ontology annotation, molecular function: mRNA binding; histone pre-mRNA stem-loop binding. The record is from RefSeq and is a predicted model, not a curated record. Gene Ontology annotation, biological process: mRNA 3'-end processing by stem-loop binding and cleavage; mRNA transport. The transcript is spliced from 3 exons. Gene Ontology annotation, cellular component: cytoplasm; histone pre-mRNA 3'end processing complex. Bases 214 to 894 code for a protein of 226 amino acids. Lineage: Eukaryota; Metazoa; Arthropoda; Branchiopoda; Diplostraca; Daphniidae.
GUAAUCCAUGUUUUAUGUGGUUAGAAAUUGCUUCUAAUUCAAAUGGCGCGAGAAAACCCACCCCCCGCUUUAUUUUCACCCGAGACAACAAAGUCAACAACUACGUGAACUGAAUCGCUCACUGUUUGCUCUUUUAGAGUGUAAAAAGUAAAAACAUUGUAUUUUGUUGGGUUUUUAUUACUUAUUUUUCUGUAAGAAAUUACUGAGCUUACAAUGAGUCCAAGAAAAGCUGUUAAAACAGAAAAAAAUUCUGAUGGUGAAGAAACUGUAUCUGAAAAGACUCAUCCUAGCACUCGUAUGCUACGAAAACGCGAAUGGGACUCUGCCAGCAUUAUAAGUCCAGAGAGGGGUCCCGCUCAGAGGAAAGAAAUCAAACGAGAAAACAUGCAAUUGAAGCGCUCUCUGACAACUUCUUAUGCCCAAUCAGAAAAGAAAAAUUUGAUUAAGACAGAAAAACAGUCAUCUUUUGCUUUGGAGGAGUUAAAAACUGCAGUCAAAGAUGAGAAAAUGACUGAGGUUGAGGUUGAAGACACAAGUGACAGGAGCUCAACUAUUUCCUCUGGUGAAGUUGAAGAAGAUCCCCUAGUUCUGUCUCGAAGACAGAAACAAAUUGAUUAUGGGAAGAAUACCAUUGCCUAUGACAAUUAUCUCAAAAUUGUACCCAAAAAUAAAAGAACCAAGGAACACCCCCAAACCCCUAACAAGUACAAAAAGUACAGCCGAAGGGGCUGGGAUGGAUCCAUUAAAGUGUGGAGGAAAAUGUUGCAUGUCUUUGACACAUCUGAUGCCAGUAACCCAAAGGAGAAAGAAAAUGCAGCUGCAGCAGAUAAAGAUGUCGAAGACGCCCUUGAUUACCUCCCUUUCGACCUAAUCGACGACGAUGUUGUUUUAUAAACAAUUAAACAUGUUGUCUACACUCUUCAUCAUCGAAUUUUAUGUGAAAUCUUGCGCCUGUUUAUAUUGCACUAUUAAAGAGUGACAAACAGGUCUUUGUGUUAGUAAGUUGACAACUUCAUUUUUUUUUAAGUUCGGCUGCUUAAAGAGCCUCUAAUUCUUCAAUAAUUUUGUUUAACGUUCUUCACCGUCUGUAUACCGUGAAAUAUGCACCUAAUUAAACAUGAUCGUCAUAUGCA